This is a messenger RNA of Fusarium poae, 441 nucleotides long. RefSeq lists its product as uncharacterized. NCBI's taxonomy places the organism in Eukaryota, Fungi, Ascomycota, Sordariomycetes, Hypocreales, Nectriaceae. The record is from RefSeq and is a predicted model, not a curated record. Bases 1 to 441 code for a protein of 146 amino acids. The transcript has 2 exons.
AUGUCUUCUUCUGAUGAGAAGUCUGGUGAGGAUGGAUCUGAGCGCCCUGGCCCGUUUGCCGCACUCUUUCAAGAGAUCGGAGAAAUGCGUCAAGAACAGAUCACCAUCAGGGACAUGUUGUGUGGCCAGGGAAGUCGUGAAGGCAACGAUGGCGUGGAGGCAACGGCAAUGGUGGUCAAGGCUCCCAAAGCUCCUCGACGUUUAGUCGUGCGAGUCCCUCGGGGCGGUCACAGUACUCGCUUUAAUUCCUGGACCCCGAAGCCCGAAACCCUGCGUGAGGUCCAACAUCAGGCUGAGAUGAAAAUGUUGAGAGUUCGUCUUGAAGCCCAGCAUGAGGUUGAAAUGAUGGAUUUGAGAGUCCAAUUUGAGACCGCUCGCAACGAGAACCGCCGUCUGGCUGAGCUAUGCCGGAGUCAACGAGAGUCCUCCCUCGGCCUCUGA